This is a messenger RNA of Sturnus vulgaris (Common starling), 2152 nucleotides long. RefSeq names its product TIR domain containing adaptor molecule 1 (gene TICAM1). Gene Ontology annotation, biological process: positive regulation of canonical NF-kappaB signal transduction; TRIF-dependent toll-like receptor signaling pathway; positive regulation of type I interferon production. The record is from RefSeq and is a predicted model, not a curated record. Gene Ontology annotation, cellular component: endosome. NCBI's taxonomy places the organism in Eukaryota, Metazoa, Chordata, Aves, Passeriformes, Sturnidae. Gene Ontology annotation, molecular function: signaling adaptor activity.
UCCGAGCCCUGUGGGCACUUUGUGGUACCAGGAGUGCGACUGGGGCACCCCCAGCCCCACAGGCAGCCAACCCUGUGCCAUAAGAUGCUUUUCCCAUCCCUGCUGCAGUCUGUGCUCCGGGCCAGAGGCUGCUGAGAUGGCUCAGAGCGCUGAGCUGCAGCCCAGCUUCGAGGAUGUGUUCAACAUUCUGUGCCAGGCCCCAUCAGAGAAACUGCUGAGCCUCAAACUCAAACUGAAGCACUCGAAACCCGGGCCCUGCAGCAAGGCACUGCAAGCUAUGGUCCUGCUCACUCUGGGGCAAGAAACGGAUGCAAGGAUUUGUCUGGAUGCCCUGAGGGAUAACCAGGCAGCCCAGUACAUCCAGCAGAUCAAACUGGGCGCUGCAGGAGUGCAGAAAGAUGGGGAGGCUGUGCAGCCACCCCAGCUGGAUGCAGGUGCAAUGGCACUGCUGGCACAGCUGUACUCAGUGCUGGCACAGGAAAAGCUCUGCAGUGUUGAGGCCGGGGACAGAGCCUGCCAGGCUGCCACCAAAGCCAGCAAGGACACUCAGCGGGGGACACUCAACAACAUCCCACCCAAGGAACAGGACAGACAGGGCUCUGCAGCCAGCUCAGGGGACAGGUUUAUGACACUGAGAUCCCAUGAGGAUGCAGAAUUUCCAUGCACAGCCAGCCCCCACUACGUGCUGAGGAGUUCACCAGUGCAGAUCAGAGGCAACUCAGACCUUUCACGCCCACGGACCUUGUGCUCUGAGGGGAGCGCCUCCCUGUCCAGCUGUUUGGAGAUCAGUGCAUCACCAACAGUUGCUUUUCACACCCAGCCCUCUGUCCCCGAGUGUGUCCCCUGGCCCAGCAGUGCUGGACACCCUGAUGGGGACACACAGAGCCAUGGCCCGCAGGAGUCCAGCUGGGCCAGCACACCCAGCUCUGCCCCUGGGCAGGACAGGGCUGCCCAAGAGCCCUGGCCAGAGAAGGCUCUGCAGCCCAGUCCCUGUCACACCACCCCUCUCCCUAUUCCUGAGACACCACUGCCCUCAGAGCCUGCCCAGAGCAGUGACGUGUCCAGCACAGUGACAGAGCCUCACACAUCAAGAGACGAGCAGCAUGAAGAGCAGAAUGAAGAGCAGAAGGAUGAAAGGAUAAAAAUCUCUACUGGUGUUCCUGACCCAAGGGCUGCAGUGGAUACUGCUCCUGCCCGCAGGUCCAUAGAGGAUUCCUACAUUCCAGGCAAUCCCUGUAACUCUGCACCUGCUUCUAUUUCAAACUGUUCCCUUCCUCCUCCUUCUUAUUCCUUCUCCUCAACUCUUCGUCCUCUUCAGGAAUCUCACUCCAACGUUUUACAUCCCCCUCCCCUGCGCUCAUCCCCCUCUCCAGCCUCUCCUGCUUUCCAGGAUCCAGCUGUGGAUCCAUCAGAGCCAGAGUUCUUCACGUUUGUUGUCCUGCACGCCAGUGAAGAUGAGCUCGUGGCCCAGCGGGUCAAGAACCUUCUGGAGAGCAUGGGAGUGCCCAAUGGUGCCACAAUGAGUGAGGAGUUCUUCAUCCCAGGAUGCAGCCACAUGACUUGCUUCCAGGAGGCCAUGGAAAACUCUGCCUUCACGAUCCUCCUGCUGACCAAGAACUUCCCGUGCAAGCUGUGCCUGUUCCAGACAGACACUGCUCUGAUGCAGUCCAUCCUGGACCCCUCCAAGAAGGACUCAGUCAUCCCAUUCCUACCUAAGGAAAACGCCCUGGACUGCAGGCAGAUCCCCAGGAUGCUCAGUGCACUCGUGACCCUGAAGGAGAGCUCUCCUCUCUUCUCCAGGAAUGUGGACAAGACUUUCAGCCCCAAGAGGAUCACGGAGAAGAAAGCCCAGUGGAUGGAGAGAAGGAAGUUCCAAACCCAGCAGAAAUUGGCUGCCCUGAGCCUGGGCUCCCAUCCGUGGCUGCCUCCAGGAGCACCACGGCCACCAGAGCCAUCAGCCCAGCCCUGGUGUCCCCCUGCCCCCACGGACCCCCCAGGCCACUACAGCAUCACAGCAGGCCAGGGGGGGAUCCCACCCCUCAUCAUCCAGAACGCCCGCAUGGUUCAGAUCGGGAACCACAACGUGAUGCAGGUGGAAACUGCCCCACCUGGGCCAGGGGACAGCCAGGAGCACACCAGGCACAAGGUCUGA